UUACAGGAUUAUUGUGUGUGGCGCUCAUUUAGAGUAAAAGCAAUAUGGCGGCAGUUGAAUAUUUUUUUCUAUACAAUGAAAAUAAUUUUAGAAGGGCUGGUAGAAUUUAGGCCCGGAUUUUGGCUCUGGUCGGCUCUUUUACAACCAUUUUAUUAUUUUUUUCUUAAUGCUUUCGUUGGUCGUUUGCCCAUCAUAAAAAGGAGACCAACGUUGGUCCCCAAGGGCAAUUUGGCCAAAAAGCGUAUGCAUCCGUUUGGUUUGCAGUGACACGAAUUGAGAGAGAAAGAGAUGCCGUUGUUUGCAAUUGUUUUCUAUAUCAUAGCCCACCACCCGAAGAUUUCAUGCAAUUUAUAUUUGGGAAUUUGGAAAGAUAUCCAGUUUAAGAAUUGAUUAAACAAUUCAUUUUAAGGAAAGGAAUCCUAUAACAAUAGUAAGUAUAUAACAAAACAGUUAGUUUUUUAAAUUUAUUUUGUUUCGAAUGGCAAAAAACCUUUGUGUGUAUGUAUAUUUUGAAAGGCUUUUGUUU
Molecule: messenger RNA, 526 nt
Organism: Meloidogyne enterolobii
Lineage: Eukaryota; Metazoa; Nematoda; Chromadorea; Rhabditida; Meloidogynidae
Source: the annotation of a GenBank genome assembly